AUGGCGGCUUCACUAUCCAAGGGCGCUGCCGCUGCCGCUACAGCCAUCGGUUCUACCGCCGCGGACACCGCUGUACAGACUUCGGCGGCUGCUGAGCCAACCAGUGAGACAUCUGCCGCUCAACCCACGACCUCUUCAGCCGAUCCGACGACUUCGGCUGUCGAAACGACAACCUCGUCCACGGCUGCUCCCACCACUUCAACCGCACCCACUACCACUAGUACUACGAGCAGUACUACGAGUAGUACGACUAGUAGCACGUCCACGCCUGAGCCGACUACGUCGACUCCCGAGCCUACCACGUCGACCCCGGAGCCCACCACGUCGACCACCCAGCCUGUGACUACUUCGUCCACUUCGACUACUUCUUCCACUUCUUCUACUACAACCGCCCCGACCACCUCCAUAGCUCCCGAGACGACAACGUUCUCAUCUACACAGGGAACUACCGUAGUUAUUAUCACGUCCACCCAAUUAGCGCCCACCGCCGAUACCACGUCUAUCACCUCUUCCAGCGCAACCGACUCGGCCGCGCUCUCUACCUCCACCACAGCAGCAGGCUCCGGUGGUCUUUCUCCCAGCGGCACAAUCGCUGUCGCAGUCGUGGUCCCGGUUGUCUCGGUGGCAUUGAUCAUCCUGGCCCUGCUCUUCUUCUGGCGUAAGCGUAAGGCGAACAAGGCGGCCGAAGAGGAGCGCCGCAAGGAAGUAGAGGAGUACGGAUUCAACCCCAACAACCCAAACAACGACCCAACCCUCCCUGGUAUGGCAGGCACUGUGGUGCCCAAGGACAACGAAUCCUCCGGCUACCGCGGCUGGGGAACUACUUCUGCCGGGCGCAAGGCGUCCACCAACCUCUCCAGCGGAAUGGGUGGCCUGGCCAUGUCGGAAGGCAGCAGCCCGGGUUAUCACCACGGCGCAACACCUAGCGAUGGCACUGUGCAAUAUUCCGAUGGAACCCGGCCCGACUCCGGAGAGAUCGUCGAACCUCUCGGUGUGCUAGGCGCCGCCCCAGUGGCUGCCAACAACCGGAAUAACGGCGAUAUCCACCGCGGCCCCUCCAACGCAUCUUCCGCGUACUCCGCAGCCAACCGAUCCGACGCAUCGGAAGAAAGUCACAUGUCCGCUGUCCACCCCUCAGCUGGCUACUACGGUGAGAACCCGUACUACGGCGACAUCAACACGCACGGUGCAUACGGCGGGGACGACUACCAGCCUGUGAUCCGUGACGUCCAAGCACGUCGCAAUACCCGCAUUGAAAACCCGGGCGUCUAUCCACGACAGGGCAAUGCCGGUAUCGCGCAGAACUUCUGA
Penicillium psychrosexuale is the source of this 1311-nucleotide messenger RNA. RefSeq lists its product as uncharacterized. The record is from RefSeq and is a predicted model, not a curated record. The coding region runs from base 1 to 1311 and encodes 436 amino acids. The transcript has a single exon. Lineage: Eukaryota; Fungi; Ascomycota; Eurotiomycetes; Eurotiales; Aspergillaceae.